Ambispora leptoticha is the source of this 153-nucleotide messenger RNA. NCBI's taxonomy places the organism in Eukaryota, Fungi, Glomeromycota, Glomeromycetes, Archaeosporales, Ambisporaceae. The record is from the annotation of a GenBank genome assembly.
AUGCAGCAAUACGAAUUAUAUGAUAUGCCGGCUGACGCUAUUUCGUUUGACCUCUAUAUGGGAAAUGAUACGAUUCUCGGAUCUCAUGGUGAAGCUAUUAAAUGUGUGGAAUAUAGCAAGGAAAAUAGUAUGUAUUUUUCACAUGCGGCUUAA